Molecule: messenger RNA, 1179 nt
Organism: Oryza sativa Japonica Group (Japanese rice)
Lineage: Eukaryota; Viridiplantae; Streptophyta; Magnoliopsida; Poales; Poaceae
Source: RefSeq, a predicted model, not a curated record
GUGUACCCGAUCAUUCCAAUGCAUAUUAAUACCUCUCUUGCUCAGCGCCGCGAGACCAGUAAACCCUAGCAAGGUUAUUUCUUCAUUUUUUGUACUUUGGAUUAUUUCUGCUUUGCUUGCCAUGGCCGAUGAUGAUGGCUACCGAUGCCAGCAGCGGCGGCGGCGGCGGCUGGUGCAGAGGAUGGUGGCGUGCUUCGGGAUGUUGUCGCGGCGGCGGCGGACGGUGAGGCUGGUGCUGUGGGGAGGCGAGGUGCGGGCGGCGAGGCACGGGAAGAUGGCCGGGCAGGUGAUGCUCGACUUCACGGACAGCGUCGUGUGCCGCGCCGACGGGUUCUGCAUCGGCCGCCCGGCGCCGGUGCUGGCGAUCGAGGACCGCCUCGUCGCCGGGAGGACCUACCUCGUGCUCCCCGUCGACCGCCUCCCGCAGGGCUACGACGCCGUCACGGCCGCCUCGCUGGCCGCGCUCUCCUACGACAGGGGCGGCGCCGGCGCCGGCGCCGCCGGGGCGACGUCCAUCGCCGGCGGCGCCAAGAGCCCCUUCGAGUACGUCAAGGGCGACGACGGCCGGACGGUCAUCAAGGUCACGCCGGAGUUCAUCGUGAGAUCCAUCACCUCCUCGAGACCAAUAGGCGCCUGCGCCGCCGCCGGCGACGAGGUGGUGGAGGGCGGCGGCGGCGGCGGCGGGGCGCAGCUGUGCAGCACGCCGGAGCUGAGGAAGCACUACGAGCAGCUGGUGGGCGCGGCGAGGUGCCGCGCGUGGUCGCCGAGGCUGGAGACGAUCAAGGAGCGCAAGGGCGCCAGGAGGAUCGUCGUGGCGGCGGUGAGCCCCGGGCGGCUGUCGCCGGUGGCGGCGAGGCUGCUCGGCCUGGACCGAGGAGCAAGCUAGCUAAGCUGAUCGAUCGAUCAGAAAGCCUUGUAAUUAAUUAAGCUCAAAAUUUCCGUUCUUGAUUGCCGCUUGAUUUGUUCAUUUGAUCAGAUUGCUAGCUGCUCCUCUUGUUUAAUUUGGCAGCAACUAAUUCAUUUUGAUCUGAACAAAUUUAGCGAUGAAUUUGAAUUCGGUUAUUAUUGGAGAGUACAGGUAUAGUUUUAGGAGUUUGCUUGGGAUCGAUGUAUGAUCCGUGUAAUUGAAUUGAAAAAAAAUAUAAAUGUGAAUUAAUAUGCACCGUCAAUUAAUUGUCA